Messenger RNA from Bactrocera dorsalis (oriental fruit fly), 957 nucleotides. RefSeq lists its product as uncharacterized. Lineage: Eukaryota; Metazoa; Arthropoda; Insecta; Diptera; Tephritidae. Bases 128 to 823 code for a protein of 231 amino acids. The transcript is spliced from 4 exons. The record is from RefSeq and is a predicted model, not a curated record.
UUUGUAUGCAAUUUCGUUUGCAACACAAUGGCAACUAUGCGAGCCAAUUCUAAUUGGCAUCCAUGGCAAUUUGUGGCAUAUCAAUAUCAGCUGAUCAUUAAAACAGUUCAAACAAAGUUCUUAUAAAAUGGAAGAAAAAAAACGUUCGCGGAUAAAUGGAACUUUUCGUUGGACAGAACGACAAACUAAAGAUUUACUCAACAUUAUCGUGGAAAAUGUAAAAGCUAAUCCGGAACAGUUCGAGAAACCAACUGCUCAAAAAUUCUAUGAGCAUAUUACAAAAAAUGCAUCUACUUUGAACAGCAUCAAAUGGGAUGUUAUGCGCACAAAAAUGAGGCACCUAAAAACAAGUUUUUCGUCCGCACUGAAAUGGAAGUGUCAAACAGGUGCAGGAUUGCUAGAAAGUGGAGAUGUAAAAAGCGUUGAAGAUUACAUUAAAAAAAUGUGUCCAUUCUAUGAUGACUUGUACGCAAUAUUUGGUCAUCGUGUAAAUGUGCAGCCACCAGCUAUUUAUCAAUCUACCAUGCCAGUGUCAUUGUUGGAUACUUUUGAAGUAGAUGCGUUGAUGGAAAAUGAUGGCGAAACAUUUUCAACAAGUUUACCUGAAAGUCCAUUGGCCAGUCCGACUAUGCUGGAAUUAGAAUCACAAAAACUAGAAUUCGAAAAGGAAAUAGAGCAAACCAAAUUCAUGUUACAGAAGCUACAACUGGAGAAGGAGGAAAGGAUCGAAAUGGAGAAAAUAAGAUUGGAGCACGAAAGAUUGUCAAGUGUUGAUACGUCAAACAAGAAAAUGCUUGAUGAAGAGCUCCUUGCCGGAACAUAAGGAGGCAUAUUCGUAAGGUUAUGAUCCGCAAAAGAAAGCGUAUUCUAAAUUUUUCGUUUUUCUUCGGAACCACGCUCAAAAGUUUGGUUUAAAUGCCAAAAUAUUUCUUUUUUAAUUUUUUUAAAUGCUCUAAU